CCUCAGCUGGGUCCUGCUGGGCCGAGCUCCCCGGACACGGACGCCCACCACAUCCCCCCGCCCGGCUGGGGGCUCCUGCCCCGCCCUGCUCCCGGACGCCUGGGUCCCUGAUCGCUGCCGCGGGGAUGGGGCCCCGGGAACACCUGCUGCUGGUGUGGCUGGCACUGUGGCCCCUACUAGGACUGGGCGAGCCAGCCUCCGACGGGCCCCACAGCCUGGCCUACCACUACGUGGGCACCUACGACGCCUCGGGCCUGCUGGAGUUCGGGGCGGCCGGGCUGCUGGACGGGGCGCCCAUCGACGGCUACGACCGGGCCGCCCGCGCCAAGGUGCCCGCCCAGCCCUGGGUGGGCGACGGGCUGGACCCCGAGUACUGGCGCCAGGGGGGCGUCUCGCGGGCCGCCAAGGAGGACUGGUUCCGGCGCAACGUGGAGAUCCUGAAACAGAGAACCAACCAGACGCAGGGCCGCCACACCCUGCAGUGGGCGCUGGGCUGCGAGCAGGAGCCCGGGGGCGUGGUCCGCGGCUGGUACCAAUUCGGCUACGACGGGCAGGACUUGGUGGUGUUCGACCGGGGGAACCGGCGCUGGCUGGCGGCUCUGUCCUGGGCCGAGGCCACCCGGCGCCGCUGGGAUGCCCAGCCCGAGUUCGGGGAGCGGCUGUACCACUACCUGGGGGACACCUGCGUGGAGUGGCUGGGCCGGUUCCUGCGGAGCCGGCGCGCCUGGGCUAGGAGGGCAGCCGCCCCCCAGUUGCAGGCCUGGUCCUGCCCGACCCCCAGCCGCCCGGGCUGGCUGACUCUCGAGUGCUUGGCCUGGGGGUUCCCGACGCGGGACAUCGAGGUGUCCUGGCUGCGGGGGAACGCGACCCUGCCGGGGGCCGAGGCAGGCGCGGGGCUGCCCAGCGGGGACGGGAGCUACCAACGCCGGAGCCGCCUGCCGGUGCCCGAGGGACAGGCCCAGGGGGUGCAGUGCCAGGCCUCGCACGGGGACCUGGAGAUGCCCCUGGAGACGCCCCUGGAGACGACGUGGGCCCCCAGGAGCAUGUCGUGCAGAGGGGGCAUCUCCCCCGGGACCGUGGCCGGGGCGGCUCUGGGGGCGCUGGGAGGCCUGGCCUGCCUGGCCGGGGGGCUGCUGCUGCUGUGGAGGAGGCGAGCUGGCUGGAGCCUGGGAGAGUCCAAACUGGGCCUCGUCUCAGGCCAGAUUUUCCACCUGGACGCCUGGGUUCCUAGUGGCCGGAGGCAGAUCGCGUCCCCGGGCUGGACACCGCGGCCGUGCCUGGGCGUGCACAGAGACGGGCCGUCCCGUGGGGGCCGGGGCAGGGCCGGGGUCUCCGGCUCAGAGUGGCCGCACCCGGGCGUGCACAGAGACGGGCUGUCCCGUGGGGGCCGGGGCAGGGCCGGGGUCCCCGGCUCAGAGUGGCCGCGCCCGGGCAUGCACCCGCAGGUGGGCCGUCAGGUGGGAGCUGUGCCGGAAGCGCUUGCCGCAGGCGGUGCAGGCGAAGGGCCGCUCGCCCGUGUGGGUGCGCUGGUGCCCGGUGAGGGUGGAGCCCUUGCUGAAGGCCUUGCCGCACUGGGCGCAGGCGAAGGGGCGCUCGCCGGUGUGGGUCCGCUGGUGCUGCAGCAGGUCCGAGCUCUGGCCGAAGCGCUUGCCGCACUGGGGGCAGGGGUAGGGGCGCUCGCCGCGGUGCAGCCGCCGGUGCGUCCGCAGGUUGGAGCUGCGGCUGAAGCUGCGCCCGCACUCGGCGCAGGCGUAGGGCUUCUCGCCCGUGUGCACCCGCCGGUGGGCCACCAGGUCCGAGGCCUGGCUGAAGCGGCGGGGACAGUCGGGGCAGCGGUGCGGGCGCUCGCCCGUGUGGAUGCGCUGGUGCUUGACCAGCACGGAGGUGUCCCCGAAGCGCUUGCCGCACUCGGGGCAGGGGUAGGGGCGCUCGCCCGUGUGCAGCCGCCGGUGCGUCCGCAGGUUGGAGCCCCGCAGGAAGCCCCGCCCGCACUCCGGGCACCGGAAGGGCUUGUCGCCCGCGUGGAUCCGCUGGUGGGCCACCAGGGUGGAGGCCAGGCUGAAGCCAGCGCCGCACUGGCCGCAGCGGAAGGGCCGCUCGCCCGUGUGGGCCCGCUGGUGCUGCACCAGGUCGGAGCUGCGCCGGAAGCCCUUGCCGCAGUCGGGGCAGGCGAAGGGGCGCUCGCCCGUGUGCCGGCUCCGGUGGGCGGCCAGCCCCGACUGCACGGCGAAGGCCUCCCCACACUGGCUGCAGCGGUAGGGGCGCUCGCCGGUGUGCAGCCGCCGGUGCUUGGCCAGCGAGGAGCUCUGGGAGAAGGUGCGGCCGCAGUGGCCGCAGCGGUAGGGGCGCUCGCCGGUGUGCAGCCGCCGGUGCCGCUGCAGGGUGGAGCCGGCGCGGAAGCUGCGUCCGCAUACGGCGCAGUCGUAGGGCUUCUCGCCCGUGUGCACCCGCCGGUGCGCCAGGAAGUUGGAGCUGGCGCUGAAGGCCCGGCCGCAGUCGGGGCAGACGUAGGGCCGCUCGCCCGUGUGGAUCCGCAGGUGCUGCGUCAGGGGGAGAUGGGUUCAGCAGGGAGAGACCUGAUGCCAGGGAUGAGGGGUGCUCAGGAGACUGGCACUGAUUCAUCUUGUUCCUCACCCUGCUCCGUCCUCCCCUUUCCUUCCCACCCCCCACCCCCAGCGUCUCUCACCCUCCAGCUGCUCCAAACCAUCGUCUUCCCCAGCGCCAGCUCCGCGGACAUGGAGCUGAAGGCCCUGCUGGGCGACCUGGAGACCCACUCCCUGGACUGCAGCCCCUGCAAGAUCCGCUUCCUGCAGCCCUGGGCCCCGGGCCUGACCCCGAAGCAGUGGCAGGACCUGGAGCUGCUGAUCCAUCGCUACCAGUCCAGCUUCAUCCGUCUGAUGAACAAAGCGGUUAAGGAUGCAGGAGAGGGCUGCGCCCCUCCUCAUCCCCCUGCCCUCCCUGCUCCAGACCCCUUUGUUGCCCAGUUCUCCCCUGCCUGCGAGCUCCACCCCAACGGCUCCUCGACUCAGUUCUGUGACGCCGGGAUGAACGGCGAGGACUUCAUCAGCUUCGACGUGGGCGCAGGCACCUGGCUCGCUCGGCAGGGGGACAAGCUGGCGCUCGAGGUCUGGGACCUUCUCAGCCAGGACAGGGGCACGACCGCCAUGCUUUGGUCUCUCCUGAGAACAAUGGGUGUCAAUGGGAUCAAGAGCUUGGUCCAGCACGGGAGAGAGUCUCUGGAGAGGCAAGAGCGGCCGGUCGCCAUGGUGUUUGCCCGAGUGCCUCCCCCAGCCGGGACCCCCGCGCCGUUGCUGCUGGUUUGCCGGGUCACCGGUUUCUACCCCCGGCCCGUCCGCGUGGCCUGGCUGCAGGACGGGGAGGAGGUGGGGCUGGGCGGGCGGCUGAGCUCCAGCGGGAUCCUGCCCAACGCGGACCUGACCUACCAGCUGCGCAGCUCCCUGGCCGUGGGGCCGGGCGCCGGGCACAGCUACGCCUGCCGGGUGGAGCACAGCAGCCUGGGGGACCAGAGCCUGCUGAUCCCCUGGGAGCAGAGCUGGGGCUGGGGCCCCGGCCUGGCCGUGGGCAUCACCCUGGGGGCUCUGGUCAUAGCCGCCGUGGCCGGGGUGCUGUGGAGGAGCAGACGCAGGGGCUACCAGGACGUUGGACCAGGGGAGUCCAGGGCCUGAGGGCGGCACCGGCCCAGGUGUGGGCAUGGG
Molecule: messenger RNA, 3716 nt
Organism: Caretta caretta (loggerhead turtle)
Lineage: Eukaryota; Metazoa; Chordata; Testudines; Cheloniidae
Biological process (GO): immune response
Cellular component (GO): external side of plasma membrane
Source: RefSeq, a predicted model, not a curated record